UUGCACCGAUUCGGGCACAUAUAAUUCAACAUGCAACAGUGGAAGGGAUAGAAUAUCUGUUCACUACUCCUGAGUCGAUAGCGCAACACGUCCUCGAAGUCAAGUACUGCAAAUGAGGAAAGCUCCUGCUCUUGGGUCUAUCCCUCCUCCUCCUCCUAAUAUAUACAGUUUGGAAAAAGGCAUGAAAGUCGACCAUGAUACCUUCAAGCGUGCUACUACAUUUCUCCGAGGACUUGCAGAGGCUUAUCUGGAUACGUCCAAGUCAUAUAAGCAGCAAAGACAGGGAGCUCUUGACAAGUUCUAUCGCGAGGUAUGCUGUUAUCCCAUUGAUAACUCCUUCAUUUUAACUAAUAGCCGUCUUCAGGCCAACAAGUAUGAACUAUUCAGCUAUUACGAGGAUAGCUGGCCAAUCAAAAAAUGGUUGAAGAGCACACUUCGGAACAGAAUGAGGAUUAGAGACCGUCGUAGUACAGCCCGGAACGACCAUUUAUCGACUGUCAACGAAGUGAAUGACAAUGUGGAAGGGAACACAGAUGAGCCCGAUAUGUUAUCCCAGGCAACACGAAGGUCGACACGCCUGGCCAGCCUAAAGACCUCUAGGACAAGUGAGGUAUUGCCUUUGGCAGGGUCAUUGAACAACAGCCAGUUAAUCUCGAGGCAGUCACCAUUUGAAGCCACGUUCAAGUCCUUCCUCAGCUCGUGCGAGCCAAGCUUGAGCCAUCUUCUCGAUGCCUUCACAGUGGCUGGGAUCGACAAUGAGGCUUCCUUCCGCAGUUUAUGCAAGUGGAAGAAAGAUUAUCUCAAUUCUCUACUCAGUGAUCAUAUGCGCUUGACACAUUUCCAACAACUUCAGGUACAAAUUGUUCUUGACCAUUUGGAGGACUAGACGAGGCAGUCCUAAUGAAUCUAGCGGCACACAAGUUUGCAUGAUGUCGGUACAAUGUUUCCAUGUAGUCUAACAGUUCAAGCAACAUUGGUCUAUAGUCCGCACUCGAAUGCUCGAUAUGUUUGGCUGCCGACAAACAUUACGAAA
Molecule: messenger RNA, 1033 nt
Organism: Laetiporus sulphureus 93-53
Lineage: Eukaryota; Fungi; Basidiomycota; Agaricomycetes; Polyporales; Laetiporaceae
Exons: 4
Coding region: 113-886 (257 amino acids)
Source: RefSeq, a predicted model, not a curated record